GAGCGGCAGGUUUCGCCUGGACAACGCAGGCAAUGCUCGCCGCAGCAGGAGCAGCGGUGGGUGCCGCAACGGGAGGAAACGCUCGGGACCCUGAAGAAGACCCUAAAGAUGACCCUGAAGAUGACCCUGAAGAAGACCCUGAAGAUGAACCUGCGCAGACUAUUAUUUGUGGCUAGAGGGCGUCGCCCCUGCGCUGUGAAUGUAAGGACAAUCUAUUGCUGA
Messenger RNA from Ostreobium quekettii, 222 nucleotides. Lineage: Eukaryota; Viridiplantae; Chlorophyta; Ulvophyceae; Bryopsidales; Ostreobiaceae. The record is from the annotation of a GenBank genome assembly.